AUGGUUAACGUUUCCAAAGGUUCAUUAAUAACAUGUGAUGCUGCCGUUAAACAAUAUCUUAUUCAUUUAGAUGAAACAAAUGAAUUUGGUAUGAAAUUCAUUUUACACCAUCUCGAUGAAAAUCAUUUAUUUGUGGCAACAAGUGCCGUACCAUUAAUUAAAGAAAGAUUAAAUAAACUAAUGGACAGUAUUUCAUAUGACUUAGGAGAAACACGAUAA
Messenger RNA from Didymodactylos carnosus, 219 nucleotides. The record is from the annotation of a GenBank genome assembly. NCBI's taxonomy places the organism in Eukaryota, Metazoa, Rotifera, Eurotatoria, Philodinida, Philodinidae.